AUGGACGAGUUAGCACAGACCGUAGUCAUCCCCUUAGCAAUAUUCAUACCUUUAUUUCACGAAAUCGCUAAUAUUUCUAAUGAUAUUACUGACUUAUAUAAAACCGCUUAUACAAACAAAAGAAUUUGUGGUGUGCUACUCGACAGGGUUCAAGCAGCCGAGGCCGCAGUAAAAAACUUGAUUAUUCGUGAAAAAGAACGAUCUGAGUUUUUUACUGGCCCUAAUAAUGUUAUUAUAAGAAGAUUGGUUGGUACUAUGAAAAAUAUUAGAGAUUUUAUCAAAGAAAUUAGUAAGCUUAAUAGUUUGAGAAAAUAUCUUGUCAGCAAAGGGAUAGAAGAAAGAUUCAAAGAGCUUACCAAAGAAUUUGAUGGUUACAUGUCCAAUUUGAAAUUUACGAUAACCAUCGAAUUAAGAGCGCAAAUCGAGAGAGAUAAUUUGGCCUUGCGUACUGAUCAAGAGGAAACGAAUCAGCUACUUUUUCAACUUGCAGAAAGUAUAAAUUUUAACCAGAAAAAGGUCGAUAAUGACAUCAAUUAUAUUAAGGAGGAUGUAGUGAGCAUUAAAAAAGACGUUGCUGAA
Racocetra fulgida is the source of this 579-nucleotide messenger RNA. Lineage: Eukaryota; Fungi; Glomeromycota; Glomeromycetes; Diversisporales; Gigasporaceae. The record is from the annotation of a GenBank genome assembly.